Messenger RNA from Mya arenaria, 3226 nucleotides. RefSeq names its product two pore channel protein 2-like. The coding region runs from base 69 to 2807 and encodes 912 amino acids. Gene Ontology annotation, cellular component: membrane. NCBI's taxonomy places the organism in Eukaryota, Metazoa, Mollusca, Bivalvia, Myida, Myidae. Gene Ontology annotation, biological process: monoatomic ion transport; transmembrane transport. The transcript is spliced from 19 exons. The record is from RefSeq and is a predicted model, not a curated record. Gene Ontology annotation, molecular function: monoatomic ion channel activity; calcium ion binding.
GAGACAUAUGUAAACAAUGUGAAUAAAUUCAAAUGGUGCGAUAAAGCAAGCAAAACGAAUAACGUACAAUGGCUGGGGGAGAUGACAUCAAUGAAAAUAUUGAAAUUGAAGAGGACAAGAAUUCUGCCGAAAUUGAGCGAGAACGUAAAGAUGACUUACAGAAGAAAAAAAAUUGCGAAGUUCAGGGGUUCUGUGAAUAUGUUGGCAACAAAAAAGCAGACAUAGAUACAGUUAACGACAACAAUUUGGAGAGCAUCAACACAAACACUUGUGACGAAUCGAACGUAGUGAACUGUGAUGAAAAGACAAACGGUGUAAACAACCAUAAGGUCACUUUUCCUGAGGAAGUUGAGAUCAAUAGAGAAUUUGCAGCGUCGCUUUCAGCCAAGCCAAAAUGCACUUUAAGCGUGGUACAGGAAAUGCCAAACAGUCCGGCUAAGUCAAUCAAUUCCCUGGACGAAGACUUGCCAACCUACAUACCCAACCGAUCCAAGCGAGGACUGGAAAUAGGUUCAGAGAAACUCAUAACAGAUGCCGAUCUGCUGUUGGCAGCAACGUUAGUGACGGACGCCAUCGAGGGUCACAAGUUCGAGGCCAAAAGAGAACCCAGAUACGUCAGAUCGUAUAACUAUUUCAAGUCGACGUACCUCCGCCUUCCCCUAUACGUGGCCAUCGUGACCACAUUGCUGCUGACACUGUUUGAGAAACCCGCAGUAAAAAGGCUCGAACUUCCCUACCAGGCCACGAUGUCAGUUGAGAGUGUGUGCCUGCUUGUAUUCAUUUCGCGCAUCGUGCACCACGCCCAUUGGCGCUCAUGGAGAGGCUUCAGGAAGGACUUGAAAAUCAUCGUCGCCAUCGCCAGCAUCAUUGCGACUGCUCUGGAUAUGAUAGCUUACAUUCUGGUAGUGGAGCUGUCCACGUGGUCUGCAGUUCGUUGGACCCGCGUUCUUCGACCUCUCCUUAUCAUGAACUUCUCCGAUGGCACACACUUAAAAAGGGCAUGGAGCAACAUCCGGAUAACAUUGAAACAGAUCGCGCACGUCAUUGGCCUUUUCUACUUCCUGAUUAUCGUAUUUGCCCUGGUGGCCAUGAAAAUGUUCCAAGCUAGGCAAGAUUUGAUUUUUCCCGAUGGAACGCCUUAUUUUAAGAACUACGUGGAGAGCUUCUGGCAACUCUAUAUCUUGGUAACCACGGCAAAUAACCCCGAUGUAAUGAUGCCCGCUUACGACAGCAACAAGUGGUAUUGCCUGUUCUUCACCAUCUACAUCAUCUUGUGCUUGUAUUUGAUGCUGAACAUUUUGCUGGCCGUCACCUACAACAGUUACAGGGAGUGCAUGAAAAACCAGAUCAAGAGAGCAGCAUAUCGGAAGAAGAGUAUUCUACACCAGGCGUUUGAAAUGAUUAAGAUAAAUGUAGACGGGAAAGAAAUGGUAACCUACAAAACAUGGGUACGGUUGAUUCGUUUAGCGCACCCCGGCAAGACCAAACACCAAAUCGACCUGUUGAUGAUGGUUCUGGACACAGACAAGACAGGCUUUAUAAGUCGAUGCCAGUUUCUCAACAUAGCGAACUUGUUGAAUGUACCGAUAUCGGUUGUGUCGGAAAGAAAGACGUUUAUGGAAAUCUAUGUUCCGCGUUUGUACUCCUGUAAAAUCAGCAAACUCAUAAGGGCGUUCGUGGACACAAUCUAUUUCAGCUUGUCCUACGACCUGGUCGUUGUUGCAAACGUUGCCCUAAUUUGCCUUAACAUUGACGAUCUUGACUGGGCAUUUGUGGCGCUUUAUCUUAUUGAAAUUCUUCUCAAAUGGUACACAUACGGAACAAAGAGAUAUUUUCAUCACAUUCAAAACUGGACCGACGUUUUGAUAACUCUGAUGUCCUUGACAGUGCUGAUUGUCGUUGAUUUUAAUUUAACUGGAGCAUUGAAUCCAGAAGCACUCAGUGUGUUGAACGUGUUUCGUAUUUUCCGUAUCCUGCGCUGUUUGGUGGAAUUUGAAAGAUUUAGAAUAAUCUUUGACGCAGUCUUCAACGUAUCGUUUUCUAUCCUGACUUACUGCGUAAUUUUAUUCAUAGUGUUUUAUUGUUUUGCUGUUAUUGGAAUGGAAGUGUUCAGUUUAAAGGUGCACUAUCUUGGUUAUAACAACUCGGCCCCGACAGAAGAACAACUCAAUUGCAACAAUCCUGCUCUUAAUGGAAGUGUCUAUAGUGCUAACCGUUACUGCUCUCUCAAUUUUAAUGAUGUCAUCAGUUCACUUGUUUUGUUGGCCGCGCUGCUCAUUGGAAACAAUUGGCAUGUGAUAUGUGAUGGGUUCGUACAAGUGACGAGUAUUGCUGCUCGUAUCUACUUCAUGAGUUUCCAUCUGUGUGUGGCUGUCGUCGUAAUGAACAUUGUUACUGCCUUCAUUCUUGACAUGUUUAUGUACGAAUAUACAUUUUCAAAGAAAGGACACAUUGACACGAAAGUGGAACAGACAAUUAAAAAUCUUCAACUUGGAAUCGACGAUGAGACUGGAAUGGACAUAACCAAAGACAAUCAGCCAACGAGUGAACGCCGGGACAGCCAUAGUAUGUUUCAUACAAAGAGUAUGUUCCGAAAACUAACAAUGCGAAAUCAACUGCCCACAACGAGACCGAAUCUGACACGCUACGAUGGAAUACGAUUUCAUAUAAAGAAGCGAGGGUGGACGAAGACAGAACAGCUGCUUCAACAGUUGUUCGAGCUGGAAGAAGAACAUGAACACGAGCAUGACCACGAUGACGACUACAAGCUUAGGUCUCUUAGCAUUUCAGAACCGUUCCUGACGUAAUUGUACAGACGAAGUACUUUAAUUUGAUGACAAUGAGCCUGAAAGGUCCCUCUAUAACGGGGCUGAUACAGAGAAUGGGCUAACAUGUGUAUUUAUGUAACAUAAAUUCGUGUUUUCUGGGGCCAAAGAACAGCUUAAACGUGAUUUAUAUGGGUAUUGCGGCUACGUGUUUAACUAUGAGAUACAAACUUGUGUGGUAUUAUUGGAAAAACUGUCAUGUUGUGUUUUUCAUCGGCUUGGAUAAUGUACAUCAAUGCCGGUUUAAAUAGGUGAUGUCCUUUGAUAUGAAUUCUGGUUAGGGACUUUUCGCCCUGAAAUUAAGGAUUUUCUAAAAUUACUACUACUAUUUUGUAUUAAUUAGUUUGGAAUGAAAGUUCACAUGCAUAAAGAAAGGUCCCUGAUCUGAAAAACAGUUCGCA